AUGGAAAAUAAUUAGUAAGUCUUGGCUGAAGAAGACCAAGUUUAAUAAUAAGCACAAGAUUAGAAUUAUGAUGAGGAGAAUUGUCUCAUCAAUAACGAAGAGCGAGUUAAAUAAGUGGAUAGCAGACGAGUUUCGUCAGCAAAAAGGCCUAAAUACAAUAAUUAUUUUGUUUAGAAAGUAUUAUAAAUGAAGAGACCUGAAGUGUUAUUAAUUGUGGUUGCUUUGAUUUUAACGCUUGCAUGGUUCGAGAUAGUUUGCUUUGUCAAGCACGACCACGAUCAAAUGAAGUUAAAAUUGAUUUAAAAGUAAUAAAAGGAGCUGUCUUCAUCUAGUUUUAUAUAAUUACCUCAUCAGUCUUAAGUAAAAACUGAAGGCGUUUCUGAUGAUAUUGAUUAAUCAGCUGAAUUAAAUAUUUAAAAGAGGGUUUUAAAGGAUAAAAAGCAAGGCAAUAAUGAGAAUCGCCAUAAGGAAAUUAACUGGGAUGAACUUAAAAUAAAAAAAACUCUUUUAGAUUAGAAGGAAUAUAAAUUUAUGAAGUUAUAAAAUGGGAUUAAGGUUCUUUUAAUCAGUGAUUUAGACACUACUUAGAGUUAUGCUGCAUUGGAUGUAAAGAUAGGAUCAUGGGAUGAAAAAAUUCCAGGCUUGGCUCAUUUCUUGGAGCACAUGAAAUUCAUUGCUACUAAUUAAUUCUCUCAUCAAGCCAGCGGCUUCGACAUGUUCCUAGCUAACAACCAAGGAAGUUCUAACGCGUACACAGAUGCUAUUCACACUAACUAUCAUUACUAGAUUAGCUCACUUGCAUUUGAAGAGUCUUUAAAGUAUUUCAGCUACAUGUUCAACAAAUGUGAAUUUAAAGAAGAAUUUGCUUUGAAAGAAAUUAAUGCUGUUAAUAGCGAGUUUAUAAAUACAUUGUCAAACGACAACUGGAGAAUUUAGUAUGUUCUAACUUUCCUUGCUAAAAAGGAUACUCCUUACAAUAAAUUUACAUGCGGUUCAAACGAGUCUCUAAUCAGUGAUAAAUUUGACUUGAUUAAAGAAUUGGAAGCUUUCAACGCCAAGUAUUCUGCUGAUUUGAUGUCUCUCGUUUUAUACAGCAAUCAUUCAAUCGAAGAUCUUAAGAAUUUUGUUUUUAAAAGCGAUUUUGAUAAAAUUCCAGUGGUAAAGAACAAACCUGUCAACUUGCCUAAAGAGCCUUUCGAUGAAAAUGUCUACAAAAAGAUCUAUAAAAUCUAGCUAGAAAAGCAGGAAUAUAAAUGCCUUUAGUUUGCUGUAAUUGUAGAUAAUAAAGACUUCAAUAAUAGACAUGACUUUAAUGAUUAUUUCAAAGGAGUUUUGACAAGCUCUGAGAAAGGAGCUUUCUACCAAUAAAUGAAAGCUAAAAAUUAUAUUUCUACAAUUGAUUUUGGAAGAUUCUAAAGAACUAAUCAUUUUGAAGCUUUUAUGCUUGAAAUUAAUCUCACAGACGACGGUUAUGAAAACUUAGAAGAAGUAAUUAGAUCUUACUUCGUAUUUGUCCAAGAAUUCAAAGAAAACGUGUAAAAAGAAAACUUCGAAGAAAUGAAGCACUUUUAAUAAAUUCUAUUUGAUUAUGAUUCAAAUGAAGACAUGUAUGAAGAAAAGAUUUCUGAUUUCGCUGAUUACAUCAACUAUUCCGAAGAACCACAAUAUUUGUUCCUCCAAACAAGAUACAAAAACUUUAGAAAGAAAGACUUCUAAGCAUACUUAGAAAAAAUUGGAGACAUUAGAAAAAACCUCAUUUUUAUUUCAAGCAAUAACUUUGAAAACGCCAAAAUCAACUCAAAGAUCAUCCCUUCCAUCGACAAUACAUUUACCAAAGGAGACAAAUACUUCAACACAUUCUAUGACGUAGUUGUUGAAUUAAACGAAGAAUAACUUAAUUUCUUGACUACAAAAAAACCCGAAGAGCACAGCUUCCUUUACACCUUAGACCUUCAGCUAGUACCCAAGGGUAAAAUACACUUCUACGAUGCCACCAAAGACAAUUCUUAGUUGAUCGCCUAAAAAGUAGAACUACCUCUCUUAGAGCAUAAAGUUCCUAAUUUUAUCUCUACAUCAAAAGAAGAAUACUCUUAAGAUCCUUUCAUGAGAAAUGAUAGAAAUAGCAUGUUCAAAUUUGGAUUCUCACAAGAAGCGUGGUAAAGAAUAUUAGAAGAGAAAAACCCAGAUAACAAGUUUAUUCCAGUGAUGCUUAUAAAUAAUCAAAACAUCAACAGCUUUAUCAUGUUAAAUUUCGAUAAGGAUGAGCCUUAAACAGUUUGCAAGUUAAAAUUAAUAAAUAAAAGCAGAGGAUUAUUUAAUAGCAUAGAAUAAACUUUCAACUCAGUCUACUUUACUGCACAAAUGAGACACUUAGAGGAUUAAUAUGCUAGUGCUUUUGAAUCGAAUUACGGCAUUAGCUUCUAAGUUACAGAUAAAGAUGUUUAAAUGUCUGUUUAUGGAUGGAACAGCAAAUUUGAGAAGGUUGCUAGCAAUUUUAUGAAAAACGUUUAAGAAUACUAACCUACUUAAGAUGAAUGGAAUGCUGCAACAGACAAUCUAGUACUAAAGAUCCAAAAAGAUGUUUCUGACUAUCAAAUCUUUAAGUAUGCAUUAAAAGAAACAAUGUUCUCUUUGCUUGACAACUAAUUCAUCGGAAGCAAGGAUAGAAUCAAUCUUAUCUAAAACUCUAAAUUGGAAGAUAUCGAAAAGUACAAAUCAAAUCUUUUCACUGCAACUAAUUUAGAUUUCUUAUUCUCUGGUAACGUUUCACCUAAGAAAUCAAUCCAAUACACCAACACCUUCAAGAAUCUAUUCCAAAUCACUCAAGCAGACCCAGAUCAAUUAGUCGAUAGAAGCUUCAACAUUGUAAAUCUCUAGAAUAAAUACUAUGUUUAUCAACAACUCAAUUCAAAGCCUGAUGACACAAACAGUGCUAUUGUUAAUAUUUACUAAAUCGGCUAAAGAAGUAUCAAAAAUUACAUUUAUCUUAACUUGCUUUAAGAUAAGCUAGAUAGAUUCUUUUUCAACUUCCUAAGAACUAAAGAAGGUUUAGGUUAUGUUGCUGGAUCUAAUAUUGCUACAAUUGGCUGCGUUGACCACUUGACAGUUAUUCUCUAAGGUGACUAGAAACAACCUAAUGAAAUAAACAUCUACAUUGAAAAGGGAUUGAAAUAAUUCAAUAAAAUUUUGAACAAAGUAACUGAAGAAGAUUUCUAAGAAUCAAUUACAAGUUUCAAAGCUAACAUUGAAAAUCUACCUGUUUCUCUUGAAGAUAAAAUUACAUACAUGUGGACCCAAAUCGACAGAGAAAAGUAUGAUUUCGAUAUCAGAUACUAUUUCUUAAAUUAAUUAGAAUCAGAAAUUACUCUACAAGGAAUGAAAGACUUCUACCACUACCACAUGAGAGAAUAUGCAAGCAAACUAAGCAUACAAGUAUUCUCACAAGCAAAGCCUUAUGAUCUUAAUGAUCUCAAUGUUAAAAAUUACGCUAAAAAUCUUAAAGAGCCAAUCAUCAUCAAAUCUAAAGAAGAUAUCGUCAACUUAAACCAAGAAAACCCCUACUUUAAGUGCUCCUUUAAAUCUUGA
Messenger RNA from Tetrahymena thermophila SB210, 3585 nucleotides. Its product is annotated as insulysin, insulin-degrading enzyme. The record is from RefSeq and is a predicted model, not a curated record. Gene Ontology annotation, biological process: peptide catabolic process. Gene Ontology annotation, molecular function: metal ion binding; metalloendopeptidase activity. The transcript is spliced from 7 exons. NCBI's taxonomy places the organism in Eukaryota, Ciliophora, Oligohymenophorea, Hymenostomatida, Tetrahymenidae. Gene Ontology annotation, cellular component: mitochondrion; cytosol.